Molecule: messenger RNA, 1585 nt
Organism: Bombina bombina (fire-bellied toad)
Lineage: Eukaryota; Metazoa; Chordata; Amphibia; Anura; Bombinatoridae
Product: tRNA N(3)-methylcytidine methyltransferase METTL2
Exons: 10
Coding region: 97-1239 (380 amino acids)
Molecular function (GO): tRNA (cytidine-N3)-methyltransferase activity
Source: RefSeq, a predicted model, not a curated record
UCCAGACCACGCUAGAUCCUGUCACUGACUGCAAUACACCAGGGGUUGUCAUAAGGUAAUGCCCUGUCAACAAAGUGCCCAGACGGUCACAGUCACAUGUCUCUCCUCCUCACAUGUGUGGGCUUUAGGGUGAGACACUUGUGGUUCAAUUGGAACUCUGCUGGUUGGCUGUCCUGCCCUUUGGCCAGAGAACAACUACAGUCUUGCACGAUUUCAGCGUCUGCAGUGAGGCAUUCCAAAAUGGAAGACAAGAGGCCACAAUUUGGAAACAGGCAUCUGACUGACCCAAACCAAGUGUUCCAACAUAAUGCAUGGGACAAUGUUCAGUGGUCUGACGAGCAGGAAUCAGCAGCUCGUAAGAAAGUUCAAGAAAACAGCUGCCAGCCUGUACCCCCAGAAAAACAAGAUGAGUAUGAAAAUAAAGCAAGUGGCUUCUGGGAUGAUUUUUACACAAUUCAUGAAAACAGGUUCUUCAAAGACAGACACUGGCUGUUUACAGAGUUUCCUGAAUUGUCAUCAAGCUCCAGCACUAGUCUACCAUUACAGGAGGAGCAGAUAAAGGAUAAUGGAGGGGGUGCAUUCCCAGGAGCCUCUGCUUCAUACCGCAUCAUGGAGGUGGGCUGUGGAGUUGGCAACACCGUCUUCCCAAUUCUGAAAAAUAAUGCGGACCGAGGAGUGUUUGUAUACUGCUGUGACUUCUCCAGUACGGCCGUAGAGCUGGUAAAGAGUAAUGAGCAUUAUGACCCAACGCGUUGCUUUGCCUUUGUACAUGAUCUCUCAGAUGAGCAUGCUUCUUACCCAAUGUCUGAUCAAAGCUUGGAUGUCAUUGUCCUCAUAUUUGUCCUUUCUGCAAUACACCCAGACAAGAUGCAGGGAGUCAUCUCACACUUGAGCAGAUUACUGAAGCCUGGAGGCUGUAUUCUUUUGCGGGAUUAUGGCCGAUAUGACAUGGCACAGCUACGCUUCAAGAAAGGGCGCUGCCUGUCUGAUAACUUUUAUGUAAGAGGAGAUGGGACAAGAGUGUAUUUCUUUACACAAGAUGAGCUUGGGAGCAUGUUUACCAAUGCUGGCCUAGAGAAAGUGCAGAACAUUGUAGACAGAAGGUUGCAAGUAAAUCGUGGAAAGCAGCUGACCAUGUAUCGUGUAUGGAUCCAGUGCAAAUACCGCAGGCCGUGCAAUACAGAAAUCACAGACCAUGCCCUGUGUCUGGAUCAAGUGCAGAUACAGCAGGAUGUAUAAAGUGCGGGCCACUCAUCCCUUUGAUAUUAAGACUUCCUCUGAUCUAACCACAUCUCACACACAAGUUGGACUAGCAGGCUGCUUUGAGCAGUGCAUCCCCAAAGCUUUGAGUCUCUGUACUAAAUUUUAAUGAUGAUUUUUAAAAAGAAGUGAACAUUGACAGAUCUGCGUAGAGACAGUAAAAUUUGGACAUGCAAUGAGUAGAUUGGGCCUGCCUUUUACAGACGACUUGUAGCAAGGGUUGUUCAACCCUCUGACACCUGUCUGGUUAAACUUCAUAAAAAUAAGUUUUUUUUUUUGUGUUAUUUUUUUUUUUAAUAAAAGAUUUUAAAUUGCUUUAAAAAAA